Molecule: messenger RNA, 360 nt
Organism: Hyaloperonospora brassicae
Lineage: Eukaryota; Oomycota; Peronosporomycetes; Peronosporales; Peronosporaceae
Source: the annotation of a GenBank genome assembly
AUGGAAGAGUGCGACAUGCUCGAGUGCUGCUUGUGCGGGGCACUGUGCGGCGCUUGCUGCGCUGGGGCAGCGGACUCGGGCGGUGGCCGUCGCCGCAACAGCCGCUACUCGGACGAAUACCGCAACGGACAGCCCGUGUACGUGCAGCCUGUUGCAGUGCAGCACCAGUCCGGCUAUGCUUACCCGUCAGAGUACGCUUCGCCUCUACGCCAGCACGCUUCUCACCAAGAUUACGCUUCGCAGCAGCCGUACCCAUUAGCGCAGCCGUACCCAUUGGCGCAGCCGUACCCAGCAGCGCAGCCGUACCCAUCCGAGCAGCCGCAUCCAUCCCAGCAGCCGCACCCAUCUCAGAAGUCGUAA